AUGGAGCCUUGGUCACGGGGUAGUGAUGACACAGGGGCCUAUAUGGCUCAUUUUCAGAGUUCAUUCGUCGUCGACCUACCAACCGGGGUGGGAGGUGCGUCUGCAAGAUGUCCUCCGACCGAUGCAAUUUCUACGAUGUCCAACUCAAAUAUCACCGGUGAAGAUCAAAAUCCUGAAAGUUUCACCGCAGGGCCUGCCUCUCUAUAUACAACCGGAAUAUCGUCUCCUGCUCUACAGGAAAUCGUCGAUGCAAAUGAGUCUCUGUAG
Molecule: messenger RNA, 267 nt
Organism: Penicillium samsonianum
Lineage: Eukaryota; Fungi; Ascomycota; Eurotiomycetes; Eurotiales; Aspergillaceae
Exons: 1
Coding region: 1-267 (88 amino acids)
Source: RefSeq, a predicted model, not a curated record